AUGGCUUUCAUGGAGACUUUGUUAUCUCUAAUUUCUCUCCUCUCAAGUGCUUUGCUACUACAUGCCGCUGUUGAAGGUCCCAAGGCCAUCACUCUAAGGCUCAUUCACCCAUUCUCCCCCCACUCACCUUUCUAUCCAGGGAACAUUACAAAUAUGGAGAAGAUUGAUCUACUUAUUCAAGGCACAGAAGCUCGUAUGGAUCAUCUAUUCUCAACAAAGAGAGAAGAAAAUUGGAAUGGUAGCAGUGAGGUUGAUGAUAUAGUGGCACCAAUGAAAUAUACUGGUUUUUACUAUGUAGCCCAAGUGGGUAUAGGUUCAUUUCCACCUCUUCCUGGCCCAAAGGUAAUACCUUAUUUCUUCAUGAUGGACACUGGAAGUGAAUUAACAUGGGUUCAAUGUGAAGGUUGUGAUCCUUGCUUUCCCCUACAACAACAAAAUUUCCCAUACAAAAGAUCUCAGAGUUACAAGCCUAUUCCUUGUGGUGACCCAACCUGUCCAACUCCAAAACAGGAUUGCUUUCAAUCAUUUUGUGGUUUCAGAAUAAGUUAUGGGGAAAGCCCUAGUCCCUCAGCAGUGGGAGAAAUUAUAAGAGAGACCUUAACAUUCCCUUCUGAUUUUAGAGGUACAGAAUCUUACAGCACUUUAUUCUUAGGUUGUGGCUUUCAGAGCCGCAAUUUUCGGUUUCCACAACAGAAUCAAAUUGGUGGGAUUUUAGGCUUAGGGUUUGGAGGCCCUAGGACUUUUCCCUUGUGGAACCAAGUUGGCAAAAAGCGCUUCUCUUAUUUCCUCUGUACCUCUGAACACACCAAUUCUAAGUUAUAUAUUGGAGAAGGUGCAAAGAUGGUAGGACCACAAGUUCUGUCAACACCAUUACUGAGAGGAUCUAAACCAACACUAUACUAUGUGGACUUGCAGGAUAUUAGUAUCCAAAACGUCCGCCUUGGACUACAGGGAUCCUUCUCUAGUGGUACUGCCAUCGAUACAGGUUGUCCAAUUAGUUUACUUGUUUCUAAUGCUUAUGCUCGUGUGAGAAUUGGUUUUGUUCAGUACUUCACACAGUUUCAUAUUCAACCAUAUGAUAACGGAAGUAAACCUAAAGAUGUGCCAAUAUUAGAUCUCUGUUUCCCUAACCCUUCUGGUUUUAAUAGGUAUCCAACUAUGACGUUCCAUUUCAAAGGAGCUGACCUAGUUGUGCAACCCCCCGGUAUAUUUAUGGUAGGGAGAAAUUAUAUUUGUGUUGCACUUAAAUCAGGCCCCGCUACAAUGAUUGGAGUUUUUCAGCAAACAAACUACAAGUUCUCCUAUGAUUUUGAAUUGGGAGAUAGAAGACGAGGAGAAGUUGGUGCUCUUCUCUUUGCUCCUCAAGAUUGUGGGUCCCCUUCUUAA
Messenger RNA from Telopea speciosissima, 1386 nucleotides. Its product is annotated as aspartic proteinase CDR1-like. The record is from RefSeq and is a predicted model, not a curated record. The transcript has a single exon. Bases 1 to 1386 code for a protein of 461 amino acids. Gene Ontology annotation, cellular component: extracellular region. Lineage: Eukaryota; Viridiplantae; Streptophyta; Magnoliopsida; Proteales; Proteaceae.